This is a messenger RNA of Thermothielavioides terrestris NRRL 8126, 393 nucleotides long. RefSeq lists its product as uncharacterized. Bases 73 to 324 code for a protein of 83 amino acids. Lineage: Eukaryota; Fungi; Ascomycota; Sordariomycetes; Sordariales; Chaetomiaceae. The transcript has a single exon. The record is from RefSeq and is a predicted model, not a curated record.
CCCAACCAGCAGCACAAUCCUAACUAAUCCUGCCCUCUCUCCUCCGUCGGCACAGGCAAAAUCGUCACGGGCAUGGACUGGGGCCUGACCUCGGCGGGCGGCAUCUUCAGCCCGGACGCGCUGUACACGCUGCAGACGGACGACAAUGCGACGGUGCUCGUGUUCGAGCGCGGCCACGCACCGGACGUGCAGGUCCUGUUCGAGACGGCCAGCGACAAGUACGCGUGGCUGAACCGCGCGGUCGCGUACGCCAGCGGCGCGCCGACGGCCGAUGGCAUCGCGCUCGAUGUGUGGCAGGUGAGUCUCGUCUUUGUCAGCCUAUGAUUCAUUGCUGGGGUCUUUCCGCGUCUGGGGUUCCGUGGCCCUGUUGGGUUGUGUUUGCUGCCCCUGAAG